AUGGAGAGAAUUCUUGAUCGAUAUGAGAGAUGUUCAUACGGCGGUCAAGAUAUUCCUACACCAAGUUUGGAUUUACAGGGAGAGUGUUCAACAGAAUGUUCAAAGCUCUUGAGGAUGAUUGAUGUCAUGCAAAGAAGCGCAAGGCACUUAAAAGGAGAAGAGUUGGAUGCUCUAAGUAUCAGAGAGCUUCAAGGUCUGGAGAUGCAACUUGAUACUUCCCUCAAGAGAACUCGCUCUAGAAAGGUUGAUCAAAGAGAAGACUUUGAGCCACAAAACCUCAACCAAGGCUUAGCCUCAUUGGCAACGCCGCCAUGUGAGCUACCGCACCCGCUUCCCUGUCCUGUCUCUCCUCCUCCAUCUCUUGGGGACACAUCGCAAAGGAAUGGAGUGGCCGGAGAAGUUGAUGCCGGAACAAUAAUUCGGCGAACGAAUACAACGUUCCCGCAUUGGAUGCCCCGGCUCACCGGAGAAUAG
Microthlaspi erraticum is the source of this 474-nucleotide messenger RNA. The record is from the annotation of a GenBank genome assembly. NCBI's taxonomy places the organism in Eukaryota, Viridiplantae, Streptophyta, Magnoliopsida, Brassicales, Brassicaceae.